AUGGUAGAACCGGAGGCGCCCGUCUACCAGAAACCCCCUGCCAAUGGCAAGCGGAAGGCCGAAUCCGAGCUUGAGAGGGUGGACGAAUACCUGGCGCUCGCGAAUUCACAACAAAUCGGAUCUGACACGGCAGUCGACGAGCACAAUGAAGACGAAGGCCAGCCGGUAUCCAAGAACCAGCUAAAGCGUCUUAAGCGGCAGGAAAUCUACGAAGAGUACAAAGAGAAGCGCAAGGCAAAGCGCAAAGAUAAGCGGCACGAGCGCCAGGCCCGCAAACGCGCCGAACGGGAGGCGAAGAUCGCAGCAGCAGAGGCUGCUGGCCUCGACCCAAAGACUGCCCUGCUGCCAACAUCGGAACCUUGGAGACCACACCUAGUACCCGUCGCCUUCAUUAUCGACUGCGAUUUCGAAGAGUACAUGCGCGACCCCGAAAUUGUCUCUCUGGCAAGCCAGAUUGUACGAUCAUACUCGCAGAACCGCCGGGCAAAGUACCAGGCCCACCUGCUUGUCAGCUCUUGGAAGGGCAAGCUGAAGACACGCUUCGAGACUGUUCUCAAGAGCUCACAUGAGCAUUGGAAGGGUGUUCACAUGGUUGAGGGAAACUUCUGCGAGGCUGCAAAAAAGGCGAGCGAAUUGAUGGCGGCAGGCGAUGAACGCGACGCCAUUGACCUCCUCCGUCCAAGAGGAAAGGAGGAGAACGACCCGGACCCCAGCCGCGGUUACGAACCCGACUCUUCUUUGCCCGACGUCGAACUCGAGUCUGAAGAUGUUGACCCAUCUAUCGUCUAUCUCUCGUCAGAGUCUCCUUACACCCUUGAGAGGCUGGAGGCCAAUACCAGCUACGUCAUCGGUGGCUUGGUGGAUAGAAACCGAGAGAAAGGCCUAUGCUAUAAGCGAGCCAGGCAGACCAAAGUCCGAACUGCUAAACUGCCAAUCGGACAGUUCAUGGCAAUGCAGAGCCGCUAUGUGCUUACCACAAACCAGGUGGUUGAAAUCAUGGCGAAGUGGCUUGAAUGCGGCGACUGGGGCGAGGCCUUCAUCAGUGUGAUACCAAAACGAAAGGGCGGCACGCUCAAAAGUCACGGCUCAGUGGCGGACCUGGAUAGUGCGAAUGGCGACAUGGAGGACGGCGAUGGCAGCUCGCCUCCUCCUUUGGACGAGGGCUUACUCGUUGAACCUGAAGCUUCGUUAUGA
Molecule: messenger RNA, 1194 nt
Organism: Lasiosphaeria miniovina
Lineage: Eukaryota; Fungi; Ascomycota; Sordariomycetes; Sordariales; Lasiosphaeriaceae
Product: guanine-1-methyltransferase-domain-containing protein
Exons: 1
Coding region: 1-1194 (397 amino acids)
Biological process (GO): tRNA N1-guanine methylation
Cellular component (GO): nucleus
Molecular function (GO): tRNA binding
Source: RefSeq, a predicted model, not a curated record